GGAGCCCCCUCCUGCGCGGGGCUGCCCGGGGAGGCGGCGGAGCCGCGCCGCCCCUGCCGCAUUGGUUUGCGGCGGAGCCCAUCACCGCCGCGGCGCCGAGAUUGGCCCCCGCAGCCGGCGCCGGGCACCCCCCCAGGCCUGCCUCCACCCCGCCCGCCGUGCGCCGCGGCCCGGGCACGGGCACUGCGCUCCGCUCCGCGCCCGCUCCGCGCCGCUCGGCCCGCAGCGGGGGCAGGGCCGGGCCGAGCCGGGCGGCGUGGGGGGGAGCGGCCGCCGCGCCGCACCGCACCGCACCGGCAGCGGGGAUGUGAGCGGAGGCUCCGCCGGCAGCACCCGCCGCUUCGCGCCCGCUCCGCGCUCCGCCGCGCCCCGCCGCCCGGCUCGGGAAGAUGCUGAGCAGGUGGAUGAGUGGCAGCAGCAGGAACCUGGACCGCGAGUACAACUGCACCGUGCGGCUGCUGGACGACAGCGAGUACACCUGCACCAUCCAGAGAGAUGCCAAGGGCCAGUACCUGUUCGACCUUCUCUGCCACCACCUGAACCUGCUGGAGAAAGACUACUUCGGCAUUCGGUUUGUGGACCCCGACAAGCAAAGGCAUUGGCUGGAAUUUACCAAGUCAGUUGUGAAGCAGAUGAGGGGAGGACGAAGGAGACAAACGCUGCCGUUUGGUGACUGCGGUAUUGCUGUUCUUGCUGCAGCCCAGCCUCCUUUCACCAUGUGCUUCCGUGUCAAGUUUUAUCCCACGGACCCUGCUGCUCUGAAGGAGGAGAUCACCAGGUAUUUAGUCUUCCUGCAGAUCAAAAGGGAUCUCUACCACGGCCGUCUCCUCUGCAAGACUUCCGAUGCUGCUUUGUUGGCCGCCUAUAUCCUUCAAGCCGAAAUUGGGGACUAUGACCCAGGGAAGCACCCAGAAGGCUACAGCUCCAAAUUCCAGUUCUUUCCCAAACACUCGGAGAAGCUGGAGAGGAAGAUUGCAGAGAUCCACAAGUCGGAGCUGAGUGGGCAGACACCAGCUACUUCAGAGCUGAAUUUUCUCAGGAAAGCCCAGACUCUGGAGACCUAUGGGGUUGACCCACACCCUUGCAAGGAUGUGUCGGGGAACGCGGCGUUUUUGGCCUUCACUCCUUUUGGUUUUGUUGUUCUGCAGGGAAACAAGAGAGUUCAUUUCAUCAAAUGGAACGAGGUGACCAAAAUGAAAUUCGAAGGGAAGACUUUCUAUUUAUACGUAAGUCAGAAAGAGGAAAAGAAAAUUGUUCUCACAUAUUUUGCCCCAACACCAGAAGCCUGCAAACACCUCUGGAAGUGUGGGAUAGAAAACCAGGCUUUCUACAAGUUGGAGAAGUCGAGUCAGGUCCGGACGGUGUCCAGCAGCAACUUGUUCUUCAAGGGAAGCCGGUUCCGAUACAGUGGCCGUGUUGCGAAGGAGGUGAUGGAGUCCAGCGCCAAGAUCAAGAGGGAGCCGCCCGAGAUUCACCGGGCAGGGCUAGUGCCAAGCCGGAGCUGCCCCUCCAUCACCCACGGCCCCCGCCUGAGCAGCGUGCCUCGCACCCGGAGGAGAGCCGUGCACAUCUCCAUCAUGGAAGGCCUGGAGUCUCUGCGCGACAGUGCCCACUCGACCCCGGUGCGCUCGGCCUCCCACGGCGAUGCCUUCACAGCCGCUGGCCGGAGCGGCCGCACAGAGAGCAGCGAGCGGGUGGCCGUCAUCGCCGAUGAGAACUACAGCCCGGCGGACAGCGUGCUGCCCACGCCAGUGGCCGAGCACAGCCUGGAGCUGAUGCUGCUCUCGCGGCAGGCGAACGGGGCCCCGUGCAGCAUCGAGGAGGAGAAGGAGUCGGAGGCCGGCACGCCAGCGGCGGCCGAGGCGGAGGAGCUGGGCAGCGAGCUGCGGGCCCUGUGCCCGGGUGCCGGCGGCCUGGGGGCGGCACAGGCGGAACAGGUGAAUAAGUUUGUUUUAAGUGUCCUGCGUUUGCUCCUUGUGACAGUUGGACUCCUCUUUGUUUUGCUCCUCCUCCUGAUCAUCCUUACCGAGUCCGACCUUGACACUGCCUUUUUCCGCGAUAUCCGCCAGACCCCCGAGUUCGAGCAGUUCCAUUACCAAUACUUUUGUCCCCUCAGGCGAUGGUUUGCCUGCAAAGUCCGCGCCGUGGUAAGCCUGCUCAUUGACACCUGAAGGCAGGAGUCGCCACGUAACUAGCUGGGGGCCUGGGGAGAGACCAGCCGCCGUCCCCCGUGCGCGGGACCCGCCGGGGCGCCUUCGGCACACACUAACCCUCCCUUCCCGACCCACAGCACGGUGCGGCCAAGGAGGCGGCUUUCCGGGAGGAAGACGGGGUGGACGCAGCCCCCGGGGCCGCCUCCUCCCCGUGCUCAGCCGUACUGCUCCCACCCCUGGAGCCCGCACAACACUUUACCGUUUCGAUUCUCACAGACGCGCGUAUGACUUCGGAAGCACCGAGCAGAGAGGAAUUUAUUUCUGUGUUGCCACCCACCGUGGUACGAGCAUCAGCCGGGAGGCUCGCGAUGCUCUAUUAUGCAGGAGCUUUAGCAAUGGUGCUACUGAGUAUUAAUUUAAACACUCGUGUACUGUUACAUUAUUAAAUCCACCACUGUGCACACCACCACCGCCACCACCUUCCAAGUACCGCUUUGCAGCAAUCCCUCCUUGCUAACCGGAGUCUCCUACACAGCGACGCGCAGUGUGACGCUAUCGGGGGACACCCCGGUUCCCCCCACUUCCAGGCGUGCGUGCAAGCUGGCUCCCCACGUCGCCCGGCGCACGGGAGCCCUCGUCCUGCACUGCACUCAGCCUUCCAUCGCUUUUCCUAAGCCUUGAAGCAUCAGCGCUCCGGAGGGCAGGGAGAGCAUGGGCAGGCGAGCACACACCAGGCGCUCCUGGCCCAGCCUGGGCCUGCAGCCGGUAGUGACCGUGUUGGAUUUAUUAGGAAGACCUUUAGCCUCCGAAAUUGUACCUGUUUUGUACAAAAAAAGGAAAAAAAAAAAAGACAAAAAAAGAAAAAAAAAAAGACUGUUUCAAGGUCUAUUUUAACAACAAAAUGCUAUUUUGUUAUUGAAUCUAAUCAAGUCUUUUUUUACUUUACGGAUUGGGUGACCGUGGUGCGCUGUACCAAGCGGUUCACGCUGAGCAAAUGGUGUAAGAGUAAACGCUUUUGUAGCUCGGAAGCCUAACACCAGAUUAACCCGUCACUAGUUUUGGAAUAGAGAAAGGAGCUAUAAUUUUGUGACUUUUCUGAAGAUAAAAAGGCCAGAACCGCAGGAGUGGAGGUGACACUGAACAAGCCAAUGGACAACCAUUACACCUGUCUGUUCUUAAGCAAAAAUCAAUAAAACCAACUCAUCGUACUUGUGACGUAACCACCAGGACCUUCAGUUACCUGGGAAGCAGCAGACUAUUUACACAGGGAGCAAUAAAAGCCAGUUCUGUUUCGGUUGAGAAGUUGGACAUACUUAACAAAAAAAAGGUGAAAAACAGGUGAGCAAGUUUUAUUUCAUCUCAGGGAGAGAUUUUACGUAAGCUGGGGCCAUAACUGCAGUUUUAAAAAGCCUGAUUUCCGCGUUCUUGUCUCUGAGCAUCCCACCAUCCAUCACCACACGUGCGGGUCCGGCCCCGGCUCGGCCGGUGCCUGGCAAAGGAGCACGAGGAUGAUGUUGGUUGAUCCAACAGCACAAGUCGGCCAGACUUGGAUCGUUUGUCACGGCAAUAACGAGAGGUCCUGUUGAACUACUGUCUGGGGGAGGGGGGAACAAAGACCUGAGCCGUCAGGUCUCACCACCGAGGAUGCAGCCGCGGCUGCCCGCUUACAGCACAAGGGCCGAGGAGGGUUUUUACGUACAGCCCCUAAUCCUGAGCAGGCCCGAGCCCUCACGAGCGCUGCCAGGAGAAGGAUUGAUUUUUACACGAUAAUCCUGUUUUAUGCAACAUAGCAAAAUUAACUCUUAGUGUAGUGUUCCUACCUCAGUCCGUAGUUAUGGUGUUUCUAUGCAGUGCGUGGUAGUCCCGAACCUGACGUUUUUCGCCCCGGGUUAAAGAUGCAGCAUUCCCUCCUCCUCCUCACUGCUGAUGUCCUGCGUGGUGUAACAGCACAGCCCAUCCGCCCGCGAGGCGCCCGGCCCCGCGUGCCCUGUACAUGAGACAUUUUCCCUCCAAAGCGCAGCCUCUACGCCCUGACCCUGGCACCCCCUACAUGGGCUCCCUCUAGAGCAGCAGCAGACCCGGCCCUAGUUUUACCUCUGCAGUUUCCACCCAGCGUUUUACUGCAAAACCAUGAGAACUGGUGAUUUUUUUCAUCGUAUGUUUUUCCUGUAUGUUCCAUAUUAUGUCUUGUGUUUCACUACCUGUUAGUUUUACCUGUCUUUAUAUUAAAACGUUGUUUCCAUAGAUUCUUAUAUCAGAAAAAAAAAUAAA
Messenger RNA from Falco peregrinus (peregrine falcon), 4424 nucleotides. It is a transcript of the gene FRMD5, whose product is annotated as FERM domain containing 5. The transcript is spliced from 14 exons. Gene Ontology annotation, cellular component: cytoskeleton. Gene Ontology annotation, molecular function: cytoskeletal protein binding. NCBI's taxonomy places the organism in Eukaryota, Metazoa, Chordata, Aves, Falconiformes, Falconidae. The record is from RefSeq and is a predicted model, not a curated record. The coding region runs from base 390 to 2171 and encodes 593 amino acids.